This is a messenger RNA of Anopheles coluzzii, 1548 nucleotides long. Its product is annotated as dehydrogenase/reductase SDR family protein 7-like. The record is from RefSeq and is a predicted model, not a curated record. Gene Ontology annotation, molecular function: oxidoreductase activity. NCBI's taxonomy places the organism in Eukaryota, Metazoa, Arthropoda, Insecta, Diptera, Culicidae. The coding region runs from base 158 to 1111 and encodes 317 amino acids. Gene Ontology annotation, cellular component: membrane. The transcript has 4 exons.
GGGCAAACAACGGGCCAGGUAAACAAGCGGACUAAAACUACAAAAUCCCACCCCAGCGCCAGAUAACGAUUGUGGCCAGUUCGUCGUCAGUAGCAGAUUAGACAGGGCAAUCGAAACCACCAGUAAAGGCAAACAGUGGAAUCGGCUGGAAAACAAAAUGAAGAACCUUGCAGAGCGUUCCGCUGGGUCUCUUUACUGGUGGCUGCUGGCCACACUAUUCCUACCGAUAGCCAUUCCCGGUCUAGUGCUGAAGCUGCUGACGAUGAUGAAGGAACAACGGAACGCGCGCCAUUUAAACGGGAAGGUCGUUCUCAUUACUGGCGCUAGCUCGGGCUUGGGGGAAGCGUUAGCGCACAGCUUCUUUCUGGCCGGGUGCAAGGUAGUGCUGGCCGCCCGUCGUAAGGACGAGCUGGAACGGGUGCGAAAGGAUCUGCUUGAGCUGCAUGCGACCGUGCCGACCCAUCCGCCGAUAAUUCUGCCGCUCGACCUUUCCGAUCUGAACAGCAUCGGCGGCAAGGUGCAGAGCGUGCUGGAAAUACACGGCGCCAUCGACAUACUGGUCAACAACGGCGGUAUCAGUGUGCGGGGCGAUGCCCUCUCGACGGCAAUCGAUGUGGACAUACGGAUAAUGCUGGUCAACUACUUCGGCUCGGUCGCGCUCACGAAAGCUUGCCUACCGUCGAUGAUGGCACGCAAGGAGGGGCGCAUCGUGAGCAUUUCCAGCGUGCAGGGCAAGUUUGCCAUCCCGCACCGUUCCGCGUACAGUGCAUCGAAGCAUGCGAUGCAAGCGUUCUGCGACAGCUUGCGGGCCGAGGUGGCGAAGGAUAACAUCAAGGUGACGCUGAUAUCGCCCGGUUACAUCAAUACGGCGCUGUCGCUGAACGCGCUUACCGGGACCGGUGCAUCGUAUGGCAAAAUGGACGCCGCAACGGCGGGAGGCGCAUCGCCCCAGGACACAGCGUCCAGCAUACUGAAGGCGAUCGCGCGGGACGAAAAGGAUAUUAUGCUGGCGCCGAUUGCACCGCGCGCAGCCUACUGGUUGCGCCACCUGGCGCCUUCCGUUUACUUCUGGAUAAUGAAGAAACGGGCGGAAAAACUAAACUCCACGUAAACAAACACCAAAGAACGACAAACCAACCUACACAUUCUUUCUAGUUCCUUUCAUUUCAAUCGACAACGGGUGUGUGACCAUGGCAGGGCGCAUUAUAUGUUUUUUUAUUGUUAGUUUACAAUUAUUGGUAGCUAUUUAAAACUAUACGUUUACCACCCCGAACCCCAUUCAACCUUUCCCCCCACCCAUCGUUACCUUCUAGUGCAUGGGCAUUAAUUAUUUGAUAGUGAAGCAACAACACACACACACUCGUUACCCGAUAUCAAAGAACGCAAGGCGCUAGAGUAGUACGCCACUUGACUAAUUAACCAACGGCAGGAAAAUGUAUAACGCCCCAAACAUAAAACCAAUAGCAGAGCAAUAGCUUGUUGUAUUUUUUUUUUUUGCAAUUAUAAAAUCAAUUAAAGCGAUAAGGUCAUGUUUGUAUAUGAACAAAA